Molecule: messenger RNA, 2801 nt
Organism: Fomitopsis serialis
Lineage: Eukaryota; Fungi; Basidiomycota; Agaricomycetes; Polyporales; Fomitopsidaceae
Exons: 8
Coding region: 65-2494 (809 amino acids)
Biological process (GO): regulation of DNA-templated transcription; DNA-templated transcription
Molecular function (GO): DNA binding; DNA-binding transcription factor activity, RNA polymerase II-specific; zinc ion binding
Source: RefSeq, a predicted model, not a curated record
GGCGCUUGUUUGCUGCCGUCGGCGGAGAGGCCGCGACAGCGCUGGGCGCUUGCGGGCGAGAUCAAUGGGCGUCCAGCGCAAGAUAGUCGCCGAUAGCAUAUAUGCUGCCCGAGCCUCACCGGAGCGACCAAGACCGUACCGUUCACCACCGUCUACGUCGACUGCCUACAGGUACUCCCAUACAAUGUCCACCAAUGUAGCAGACACGACUCUUUCCUCAGGCAGCACCGCAGUCGACAACGGCUCGCCAGACACACAGGUGGACUUCAAGAAAGAUGGAUCCGCUUCGCGCAUGCGCCUGCACAAGGGGAACAUCCCUACCAUGCCACAGACGAAGUCCUGCCCGAUGUGCCCUGCGAAGUUCACUCGGACGACGCAUCUAAGUCGUCACCUGCGUACCCACACCCGGGACAAGCUGCAUGAAUGCGAUAAAUGUCAUUCUGAGUUCACGCGGAGUGACCUCCUGACAAGGCACAAACGAAGCUGCGGGGAUCCAACUGCCAACCGCUCCCGCCGCAAAUCAUGCAAAGCAUGUGCCGAUUCCAAGGUGAAAUGCGACCUGCAGCAGCCCUGCUCCAAAUGCCGCACACGGGGAAGGGAGUGUAUAUACGUCUCUGGCCACUCAGUCUCUUCUGGUUCACGGAUUGCCAAAGAGGAGUCGAAGGUUCUCGAUGCAUUCGACGAAGAACUGGCUAACAUGCUUGCUAAUCCGUCCCUUGCUUCGUCAUCAACCGCCCGCACCCUGACGCCUGAUGGCUAUCUGAAUCAACACACGGUGCCGAGCGUUGACGCCAGCGCUAUCCCUCCCCCCGCAGGCGGGCAGCUUACUACGCCACUCCCCUCUGCUACAUAUACGUCCGCCACUGUCGACUUCGCGAUCGCCAGUAGUUCCAUGUUUGCCCAAAUCGACAACCCGGACACCGCCCACACCAGCAUGCACGGCGGGCCGAACGGCGUGUUUGAUGCUGGCGAGAUGUUCGACGAUCUCUUCGGCGGCAUGUUCGGGCCCAGUCAACAGAUGAUGCCACCACCCGACUUCAGCUUUUCCGGCAAGGGUACGGACGCGGCGGGUGCUUCGCCCGACGUCGGGGGCAGCCAGAGCAGCGAUGUGUCGUUGGCUAGCACUCCUUUCCCCGCCGCAUUGUUCGAUCUGUCGACAAUGCCACUAUCGACCAGCAAUCAGUACUCGUUCGAUGCCUCGCCUUCAGCAAGUUCAAGUAUGGCCUCAUCAAGCAGUCCCGGCUCGUCUGGCAGUGCUAGUUCAUCCAGUGUCAAGGACAUGCAAGGUAUCACAAUACCUGACGGUCUCUCACCUGCUUGUCUCUUGACCUACUUGUCGUUCUUCUUCUCAGCGUAUCUCACAAACAUGCCAAUUGUACAUGCCGCGACUUUCGUUCGCGAGGGCAGGCACCCUUUGUUAAUAACUGCUAUGGAGACAUGCGGCGCGCUAUACGUGAAGACACGCAAAGCCAUCGACUUUAUCGACCAAAAUCUCGCAAGAGCCCGAGACGAGUUAGUCGUGGAGUUUGCAAAGGGGGCCUCAUCACGCGACUGGGAGCGUCAGAUUGACCUGGUACUUGCGGCGGACUUAUUCCAGACCGUCGGUUUGUUCCACCAGAGCUCAGAGCAGCGCUCGUUCUCGAACGUAUACCAUGGUAUAUUUGCUAUGAUGAUCCGUCUAAACGGUUUCGCUGAUAAAUGCCUGGAAUGGAAUGCUCCUGAGGAUAUCAAUGCCUCCAAUGUUGAGCAAGUUUGGCGGGAGUGGGCCAAGCACGAGACCGCCCGCAGAGGGCUCGCUGUCUCGUACAUGCAUGAUUGCUGCCACUGCCUCUACUUCAACUUACGCCCGACGUACGAGUCGGCUACAUUUGACAUGUAUUUGCCAUGUGAGGAUGCGCUGUGGACCGCAUCGUCGGCUGAGGAUUGGUUAUCCAUUCUCCGCAAGCCCUCGCGAUAUGGCAACAUGCAGCAGCGCCUCGAUGGUCCGCGGCUGCAAAAGGCUUACCGGAAGCUCGCCGAACCGAGCGAGGCUCUAUCACCACCACCCGUCUUUAACCCGUGGCAGCACUUCAUACUCGUCCACGUCCUCCUUCGGCAGCUCUUCGAGGAAUAUAUCGAGGCUCGGUCACCAGAGUCGGAGGGCGGGCAGGCCCCUGCCACUUCGGGACCGCAGACCGAGUACAUCAGCCAGGACCGCAUCUUCAGCUUCCAGGCGACGCUGCACCGGUGGCUGCAGAGCUGGCUCCAGUCACCGCACUCGCCGCAGUACUCGGAGCUGGAGCCGCGCUUCGUCGAGCAGGCGCUGCCGUACUACUGGAUCGCGCAGGUCGCCAUCAUGGCGUACCAGGAGCGGCUGCCGCCGUUCUGCACGGGCACGAUGUACCUCGUGUCGGGCGAGGCGAAGUUCCGCCUGAUGAAGAAGUGGGAGAAGCAAUCCGGAAUUUCCUGCGGAGGGGAGGGAAGGAGCCGACGCUGUCGUUUGCUGAGCUGGUGAACGUGCGGCUACGGAAGUGGGACGCGAAUGCGGGCCAUGAAGAUGACCCUGUCAAUCUCUUGGGUUCUUCCCGCAGAUGUAGAUAUGUGCGAUUGUGCGAUGUGCGAGUGCGUUACGAGUGUGUUACGAUGUCACGGGUCGGUCUGUUCACGUAUUGGAUACUAACUUAUGUCGAGGUCCAUUGACAGGACCUGUGAAUAAUAUAUCGAGUCCCGCUGUCUCUUGGGCGCGCAUUGAUUUUUACGAUGUGCAUGUUGGCAUAAUGUAUGCUCUUCAGCAGCGGCGAGUGCAUGGUGUGGUAUGGGCC